This is a messenger RNA of Tripterygium wilfordii, 2663 nucleotides long. Its product is annotated as 3-ketoacyl-CoA synthase 4-like. Gene Ontology annotation, cellular component: membrane. The record is from RefSeq and is a predicted model, not a curated record. Lineage: Eukaryota; Viridiplantae; Streptophyta; Magnoliopsida; Celastrales; Celastraceae. Gene Ontology annotation, molecular function: acyltransferase activity, transferring groups other than amino-acyl groups. The transcript has 3 exons. The coding region runs from base 477 to 1991 and encodes 504 amino acids. Gene Ontology annotation, biological process: fatty acid biosynthetic process.
UUCACUUACCCGUUCCUGGACCCGCCUUGAAGCUUCCGCUCUCCACAUCCACUCCCUCCUCCUCUCCCAAAUUCAAAAAUCAAAAUUAUUAUUUUUAUCUCAAUUUUUGAAAAACGAGUUAUUUCCAUUGAUUAGGAUUUCCUAGAUUUCUUAUAAAUCUGCUCUCUCACUCUCUUGCUCGCUCGCGCAAUCAAGCUUGGGAGAGAGAGCAGAACCGAAAUAGGAGUCAUUUCAACCUUGAACAGUCUCUGUCAUGGCGGUUUAUACUGAUUAGCUACCCAUCGAACAAUUCUCCGUUAUCCAGAUCCAUAUUCUCUUUCAAGUUUGAACACCAUUUCUGUAUGUAUAGAAAGUCAUACACAGCGCCCGCAGUGUGACCAUUCGAAAUAAAGAAAGAAAAAAAACCCCAUUUCGUAAUUUCAUCAAUUUGGGUUUGUUAAUCAGACCCGGAAUCCCGAUAUCGUUAGCGAUUAAUCAUGAGUGCGAAUGAAUCCAACUCUUCCAAUGGCGGAUCCGGUGCGAUUCAACUCCAGCAGAGCCGGCGAUUACCCGAUUUUAUACAGAGCGUGAAUCUCAAGUACGUGAAGCUCGGGUAUCACUAUUUGAUUACCCAUCUAUUGAAGCUCUGCUUGGUCCCUUUGAUGGCAGUCAUUAUUGUCGAGGCUUCACGAAUGAACCCAGAUGACGUUCACCAGCUCUGGCUGCACCUAAAGUACAACCUCGUCACAGUCAUUACCUGCUCUGCUGUUCUCGUUUUCGGAUCCACCAUCUGCAUCAUGUCCCGACCGAGCUCCGUUUACCUCGUUGACUACGCCUGUUACCGUGCCCCAGAUCAUCUUCGGGUCAAAUUCCAUCAAUUCAUGGAGCACUCCAAGCUCACUGGAGAUUUCGACGAGUCCUCCUUGGAGUUCCAGCGCAAGAUUCUCGAGCGUUCCGGUUUGGGGGAGGAGACGUACGUCCCUGAAGCGAUGCAUUACGUCCCUCCGAGGCCGUCAAUGGCGGCUGCGAGAAAGGAGGCCGAGGACGUGAUGUUUGGUGCAUUGGAUAUGCUCUUUAAGAACACAAACGUGAAGCCUAAAGACAUUGGUAUCCUUGUUGUUAAUUGUAGCUUGUUUAAUCCUACUCCUUCGCUUUCUGCUAUGAUUAUUAACAAGUAUAAGUUAAGAGGUAAUAUUCGAAGUUUCAAUCUUGGUGGCAUGGGUUGCAGUGCUGGUGUUAUAGCUGUUGACCUUGCUAAAGAUUUGCUGCAAGUUCAUCGGAACACCUAUGCAGUUGUUGUUAGUACAGAGAAUAUCACUCAGAACUGGUAUUUUGGGAACAAGAAGUCUAUGUUGAUACCCAAUUGCCUGUUUAGAGUUGGGGGUGCUGCAGUUUUGCUGUCGAACAAAGCCGUAGACAGGCGUCGGUCCAAGUAUAUGCUUGUUCAUGUGGUGAGAACCCAUAAAGGAGCCGAUGAUAAAGCAUUUAAUUGUGUUUAUCAGGAACAUGACGAUCAGGGAAAGACGGGGGUUUCAUUGUCGAAAGAUCUCAUGGCCAUAGCUGGUGGUGCGCUUAAGACUAAUAUCACCACUUUGGGUCCUCUGGUUUUGCCUAUAAGUGAGCAACUACUGUUUUUUGCCACCUUGGUUUCUAAGAAGUUGCUUAAUGCAAAAGUCAAGCCUUAUAUUCCUGAUUUUAAGCUUGCUUUCGAUCACUUUUGCAUUCAUGCUGGUGGAAGGGCUGUAAUUGAUGAGCUUGAGAAGAAUUUGCAGCUUCUGCCUGUUCAUGUGGAGGCAUCUAGGAUGACUCUCCAUCGAUUUGGUAACACCUCAUCGAGCUCCAUUUGGUAUGAAUUGGCAUACACAGAAGCAAAAGGUAGGAUGCAGAAGGGGAACCGUGUCUGGCAGAUUGCUUUUGGGAGUGGAUUUAAAUGUAACAGUGCAGUUUGGGAAGCUCUUAGAAACGUGAAGCCCUCUGUUAAUAGCCCUUGGGAAGAUUGCAUCCACAGGUGAAUAACUUCUAUGCGCAAAGCUCCUGCAAUGGGCGGGUUCUGGACAUGAAGGAUUUACGCAGACCUUACACUCACAUAAUUUGUGAAGAAGCUGUUUCCAAGAACUGAAUCUAUGACCUCUAGGUUGCUCCCCUACAACUCUACCAUUAGGUCACAUAUUUGCCUAUUACAGUGAGCUUUAUAAUAUCAAAAAUAUGAUCGACUUUGGUCUGGGUAUCCUGAAAGUAGAAGCAAUAUCAGCCUCCCAUUCACACUGGCAGGACAUGCUUGGCUUUUGCCCAAAUGAGUUGGCUGCUUGAAAAGGUAUGUCAAUGACUUAUCUCCUGCACCUACCCAUUUCCCUUUUAAAGAUAUUCAUUUAGGUAGUGUUGCUGAAUUUUCUCUUGCGCUAGCACUGCUUCUUCCGGACGUCAUUGACAAAUACAUGCAAUAUUUGAGGACUCAUCAUAUCUUCUGUGAAUGUUUUGUUUUCAUUUAGGAUAUUUCCUCUCUUGUCAACUACUUGCCGUAUUUUAUUUUUUUAUCUGCAGUUGAUGAAAAUGAUAUUGAACCUUAAAAAAGCAUAAAUUAUGUCUUGCUGGAAGCCCUUCUGUACAGACUCUUGAAUUUUGGCUUAUUGUAAGAUUUUUUUUUGUGAAGAAGUGAACUACGUACAUUGCUUGAAUGAAGCUCC